This is a messenger RNA of Perca fluviatilis (European perch), 2458 nucleotides long. It is a transcript of the gene tango2, whose product is annotated as transport and golgi organization 2 homolog (Drosophila). Gene Ontology annotation, cellular component: Golgi apparatus. Bases 258 to 1088 code for a protein of 276 amino acids. Gene Ontology annotation, biological process: Golgi organization; protein secretion. Lineage: Eukaryota; Metazoa; Chordata; Actinopteri; Perciformes; Percidae. The record is from RefSeq and is a predicted model, not a curated record. The transcript has 10 exons.
GAGACGACUGGAUACACAAAUCGAGGUCACUCAAAGAACACUUCCUUUUAGUUGACACCAGCGAGUGUAAAGGGACAGUGAGUACAACUAGCCGACACUUCACAGCAGUGAACUGUAUAGAAGACCGCGGAAGGGCACAGCAUGCACUCUGGAUGGUCCAUCGGUUUGUCCUACAGCCAAGUACUCUGUAUAUGACUAAACUUUGAAGACAGAUGUGCAUUUAGUGAAACCUUAUCAUCAAUCCCCCCAGUACAUCCAUGUGUAUAAUUUUCUUCAAGUUUGACCCCCGGCCUGCGUCCAAAAAUGCCUACAGGCUAAUAUUGGCUGCAAACAGAGAUGAGUUCUACAACAGGCCGUCCAAAGCUGCAGACUUCUGGGGGACCAACAGUGAGAUCCUCAGCGGCCUGGACCUGGAAUGUAGUAAGGAGGGAGGAUCAUGGCUGGGGAUCAGCAAGCGGGGCAAGCUGGCUGCAAUCACCAACUACAUGGAAGGACGUCUCAACCCCGAUGCACAAGGAAGAGGAUUUCUAGUGUCUAACUACCUGAUGGACAAGGAUCUGGACUGCUACUCUUACCUGAAGAAGGUGUCGACAGAAAGCCACCUGUACAACGGCUUCAACCUCAUCACCGCGGAGUUCAAGGCCAAACAAGACACUGUGUGUUACUAUGGAAACCGAGGCAGCCCUGAACCCAUCCAUCUAAAAGCAGCAGGAAUCUACGGCUUGAGUAAUUCACUGCUGGAAACUCCAUGGAGGAAACUUUUGCAAGGCAAGCGUCACUUCACCAGCGUUGUCAGCGACCAGUCCCUGUCCUGCGACGGACUGGUGCAAGAGCUGCUCAGCGUCCUCAACAACGAGGAACUGAACACACCUGAUCCAGCUCAGGAGAGACAGGGUGAUGGUUUAAGCAAGCCGGCAAUCCAGGCUCAGUCUGCAGUGUGUGUUCGCACCCCUCAUUAUGGCACAAGGACCAAUACGAUUAUCCUGAUAGACGCAGAAGGCAACGUGUCCUUCACAGAGCGCACCAUGCUCAACUGUGACACAAGCAAAUGGAGCACCAGUUCUUUCCAGUUCAAACUGCAGGCGUAAAGACAUGAUGGAGGAAACCCACUCUGUGCCUUUCUGCAUUACCUUUCCUUCCAUCACCCCCCCCCCCCUCCUCCUCAAGCUGCAGUUGAUCAUAGCAGCUAUGUGAACAUGUCGGCACAGUGAUAUGUAUUUCUUAUUCUUUAUUUAAGCUAAAAUGCUUUUUUUUUUCUUUUCUUUUUUUUUUUUUUAAAUUGUGUGCUAAUUUAAAAGAUUGCCAAAGAAGAUUUUAUAAUUUUGUAGAGGAAAAUUAUUUUACCCACAUUUCACAAAACAGCAGGGUUGGGUUGCUUCAAAAAGUCUAGUCCAGUACAGGUCGCUGGUAACCUGCUUUAAAAUGCAACCAUUACCAUCGAGAUUAAGAUUAUUUUAAUGCAAUCUAAUUUAUUCUUUUUGGUGUCAUAUUUUUACCUAUACAUGUCGUGAAGUGAACAUACACUUUAUGCACAAUUUCUAAACUGCAAUUUUAAAUAGUUUUUUUGUUUCACACAAUGGGAAAACGUUGAGCCACCAGUAUUUUUCUAGAGAACGUGUCAUCUGAUUUAGGUUUACAGUUACUGUCAUAGAUUAGCGCUACCAACUACUUUUUACAUUUCUGAUUACUGUAACUUCAUUACAGGUAAUUCAUGAGUUACAUCCCAACCCUGCACAACAGUAGCCUGAAUGUUGGUUACAACAGAUGUUGAAUGCAUACCGUUUUCAGGCUCUGGAUCUCUGACCACUUCCACAGCUGCUUGACAAUAAAAAAAAAAAAAACACUCACAUUUGGCUUACCAUGUAAUGAUUGUUGACAGAAACACACUGGGAGGAAUCCAUUUUUUGUUUAAGUGAUCACAUCUGUUCAUUCACCUGCCAGGAGAUUUCUGCAUUAUAUCAAAAAGAGAGCUGGUUCUUCCUUUUGCCGUAUGUAUUCUGCUUAUUGUGUGUGUUCGCCAUUUACCCACACGUUACUCUUACAGGUGAUGCUAAUUCAGCAGGAAAAACAAAGCUGUUGAGUGGUUUAGAAACUCAAACUGGAGAAGGCUUGUGCAAAUAUUAAAUAUCUAUUAUUUAUUCCUCUAUACUUAAUGGACUAAAAGAGUUUUUCAAGAGGCGUAUUUCCACUAUCUUGUGGGGAGAGGGGUAUUUGAAUUACCAGUGGCCCCAUCGGGUUAAUGUCAGCUCCUCAGGGGCCCAUGAAAGCACAAGAACCCACACUAUAUAUGACUUGAAUAAUGGAGCUUUCAUAUAGCCAUGUGGCUGUCCCAGGCAGUCUACAGCAGACUUUAUUCUCUACAAAAAAGCAAAUUUCAGAUUUUUAACAUGGCAUUUUGACACCUUGUUAAAGUAGGAAAUGUACAGGGGCAAAUAAUAAAAUUAGUUAAUUACAUUGA